Messenger RNA from Toxotes jaculatrix (banded archerfish), 3229 nucleotides. It is a transcript of the gene parp9, whose product is annotated as poly(ADP-ribose) polymerase family member 9. Bases 166 to 2451 code for a protein of 761 amino acids. Lineage: Eukaryota; Metazoa; Chordata; Actinopteri; Toxotidae. The transcript has 8 exons. Gene Ontology annotation, biological process: positive regulation of type II interferon-mediated signaling pathway; negative regulation of gene expression. Gene Ontology annotation, molecular function: NAD+ poly-ADP-ribosyltransferase activity; transcription corepressor activity; ubiquitin-like protein ligase binding. The record is from RefSeq and is a predicted model, not a curated record. Gene Ontology annotation, cellular component: nucleus; cytoplasm.
UCGGGGCACUGUUGUUUAGUGGGUUUAUGAAAGAGGCGUGUGGUUGAACCGGUACACAACUUGGCGAACAUCCCGAGAGAGAGGUGCGCACUUACUUUAUCUCUUACUUUCGCUUUCCUCUUUUCCUCGGUACUUUCCAGCAGAAAGUGGCUCUGUUUAGGAACCAUGACCAGCAAAUUAGAUAUUCCUCUUCAUGGACCUUCACUUAACAUUGUGAAACAAUGUGGACUCACUCUGAGCAAAGUCCUUCAGAGCAAAUUUGGAUGUGUGGCCACCUUCGAGGGCGUGGAUGUUGAUAGAGAUAAGACCAAUGCACAGCAGAAAAGCCCAGCUGUUGUCCCAGACAAAAGGUGUACUGUUAAACUGGCUGCAGGUGUUAAGGUGUCUGUGGGGAAGGCCGAUCUCACCAAUGUCCAGGUGGAUGCUGUUGUGAAUGCUGCUAAUGCUAAUCUUCAACAUUAUGGUGGCCUUGCUCUCGCUCUGUCCCAUGCUGGUGGUCCUCAAAUCCAGGCUGAGAGUGACGAUUACAUCCAACGACAUGGACACUUAAGCACAGGAGAUGCGAUUGUCACUGAUGCUGGGUUCCUGCCCUGCAACAAGAUAAUUCAUGCUGUGGGUCCGUGUCUACAACCAUAUCCCACAAAGUCUGAUGUUAUGUAUGCUGAGCCUCUGUUGAGCAGGGCCAUCCGGAGCAUUCUUGAGAGAGUUAAGGAAAACCAUCUGAAGACUGUUGCCAUUCCCGCUAUAAGCUCGGGACUGUUCAACUACCCCCUGCCGCUUUGUGCAAACACGAUAGUGUCAAGUGUGAAAGACUACUAUGAAAACUCGUCCUCUCAUGGACAUCUUCCUGAUGAGAUCCUGCUUGUGAACAACGAUGACCCUACAGUUAAUGAAAUGGAGAGGGCCUGCUAUCAGAUAUUUGGCCACCCAAAGCCUGCCACAUACAGUCAGGCAGCAGCAGCAGCUGCCAAGCCCUCAACACCUACUGUCCAGAUUGGAAAUGUCCUUCUGACACUGAAACAGGGUAAAAUUGAGGAACAGCGGACAGAUGUCAUCGUAAACAGUGCAUCAUCAAACAGAGACUUGAACAUUGGUCAGAUCUCUACAGCUUUAUUGCAGAAAGCUGGUCAAGGAAUGCAGUGGGAGAUUUAUAAUGCCUAUGGAAAUAAAUAUGUCAUCAUCACAGGACCCUACAAACUGAAUUGUCGAGAGGUGUAUCACACUUUUUGCGCUGACACAACACGGAAGGUAGCACAGGGGGUCCUUUACGAGUCAGUACUGGAAUGCUUAGAGAUGGCCGUUGCAAGAAGACGCAAGUCAGUUGCCUUUCCCGCCAUUGGCACUGGAGGCCUGGGGUUCGAUAAAAAUAAGGCUGCCUACAUCAUGUCACGUGCAGUGGCUGACUUCGCCAAGAAAUCCCCACCUAUGAUUGAAGUUCAUUUUGUCAUAUAUCCCUCUGACAACGACACAUAUAAGGCUUUUGUGGAACAAAUUGCAAUUCUCCAGCGAGAUCUGUCUCCUCCUCCCAGCUUUACACAGGCACCUGAGCACAGAGGUGACUUCCGGGACAGCAAACCUCGUACUCCAAAGAUCAUCCUGUGCAGCCCCUCUGACGAAACAGCGCGCGAGGCUGACCGAUGGCUCAGCGGCCUUUUCCAGUUCUCUGGCUCUGUCACUAUCUGUAACAACUUCAUCCAGCACUUGGGCGAGCAAGAAUAUCAGCAGCUGUCCCAGCUGAUCAAAAAGGGCGUUUUCAUUGAAGAGUCUUUUGAGAAAGGUCAUGCGCACAUAACUGUCGACGGGAAUUCAUUGGAAGAUGUUGGAGUUGCUGUCUUGCAGGUGGAGGCCAUGCUCUGCAACAUCCAGGAGGAGUUUGUCAGGGAGGAAGAGCGUGCCAUGCUUCAAAUACCGACGAAGAAUAUGACCUUUCAAAGAAUCCCAGUUGAUUGCAAAAGCUCUUUGUUCUCAGAGAAAUUAUCUGAUUUAAAAAAUGAGGGGCUGUGUAUGUUGAAGCUGGAAAAAGUGGACAACCCUGCCCUGCAGACGCUGUUUGACCUCAAGAAAAACCAGCUACAAAGCAACACUACUCGAAAGAUGUUUCAGUGCGUACCUGCACAGUUCUGUGAGAUGGUUAGCCAUAUUGGAUUCCAUACAGAGUUUGCACCACCUGCAGACCCAGCAUACGGAGAGGGCAUCUACUUUGCUGCCACAUUGAGAAAAGCCAUGGAAGUGUGGCAGGAAAGAAAUGAUGAGUAUCUGUACUUUGUUGAGGCUGAGGUGCUGACGGGAAAGUCCACCCUCGGUAAACCAGGUCUCAUUCUGCCUCCUCCCAUGGAUUCAGAUCCCCAGGUUAUGUAUGACAGCGUGAACGGGGGAGGACGUAAUAUCUCUGUCAUAUUUAGUGGUUAUCAAGCUCUGCCCAAAUACAUUAUCACCUGUAAGGUGCUCUGAGGGAUGAUCUCUCCACUCUUUCCACUGGGUUUACGGUGUUUGUUUACUGUGGCAUUAUAAUCAUUGUAAGAAGGCUUCCAAUAGUGUUAGAGAAAACUGAGCAACAGCAAGUUAAACCAUAAAAACGAGACCAGCACCACAAUGUGAAAGAGGAAUCACAGGUGUCAGGUUUGUUUUUCUUGAAGCUGAGCAUUGCCGUUUGAACAAAUUUUGAGUGUUUUCAUUUUUUUUUGACAUUGUGAGUUUGUUGAUUCGUGGCUGAGUAAAAUGCACAAUAGUCUACUCCGCUGCAGUGGUAUUAGUAGGAAUAGCAUAAUCUUUUGUAUAUGAAGAUCAAGAUUUAAAAUGCACUGUCUUCUAGCAGAAUUACACAUUUUUUUACAUUAGUAUGUACAAUUAUUUAGUGUUAUGAUACUUUAUAUGCAAACAUCAUUAGAGAAACAUAUUCUGCUAAUGAUUAAGAUUCCAUAAUCCUUUGUGCGACAGAUGAAAAGCUUUGGCUGGCAGUACCAGGGUGUUAAACUAAUUAUAAAAAGCUCAUAAACCAAUGGCAAAUCAACAAUGAAAGGGAAGUGAUGAUACUGAAAUCGAGUACAUGAGGGCAGAUAUAUCGUGUGCCUGAUGUUGAUAUCAAAAACAUAAAAAAAAAAAAACAGCGUGAAAAUGCUUUGAAUCAUCGUCUCCUCUUUUUUUGUUAGUUUUUAAGUAACUUGAUGGUUUGUUUGUCAGGACACAACUUCAGAGAACCUGGGAAAAGUGUUUGUUUAAACAUAAAUCA